AUGAAACAGGUAUAUGUCAUUUGUGGUUCAGAUUGCAAGACCGUAAAGCAGCAGAAAGUACAUAACUUACUAAGAAUCUGUGAAAAACAAAUCGCUCAAAAGUUAUUAAAUGCAGCUAAGUUGCUCCAAGAUCAUGUAUAUACCGAAACAGCAGUGAUGUGUGGUACAGAAGACGUUUUUGCAGUAGAUAUCUACUAUCACAGCUAUUGUUGUAAAGACUACGUCAACAAGUACAACUUGAAAAUUGCAGAACUUGAUUUUCAGAACACGGCAUACAGUCUUUCUUUCAUCAGAGACAAGCUACCUGUUUCUCAAGAUCGGAUUUCAGUCGGGCUACGAUCAAAGGUGAAGUGUCAGGAACUUAUCCGGAUGGGACCAAUGAAACAUAGAGGAGAGAUAGACGUAUCAGCACAAGAUACAUUCACUGUGGUAACAUCGAAUGGUGAACCUAAUUCUUCAACCUUAGAUGAAUGUCCUUUUGGAAACGUAUCAAUUGCUAGUGGCACUAAUACAACUGAGACAGUUACAACUACACCAGAAGCUGACGCACAUUUAACAACAAGCCCAAUAACAGAUGCAAGCGGCAUUCCAUCCAUAAAAUCGAUCAGUUUGGACUAUUUUCUGUGGCUUGUUAAUCGAUUAUCCAAAAGGAUAAUCGAGGAAGACAUCCAAGAUUACCUAAAAGAAAAAUCACGGCAAUUCCAGUCAUUUGCUUAUUGGUUUAGGUAUGUUUUCGAGCUUUUUUGAAUAGCAAGAGAUCUUACAAAUUCAAUGCGUUCUGGUGACUGGAUACUUUAUCUUAGCACUGUUGAGAGAGCAACCUCGCUGUUUUUCUUUUCUGGAUGGACACCUUUAUUCCUGCAGGAUUGUUAUCAAUUAAAAGAUAAGUUUCUACUUCUCUACAAGCUCAUACAGGAAUGGCGGAUUUGUUGUAAAUACCAACAGAACAGGCAGUGGGGUUCGGUUUGACCAAGCUCUGGAGCAAAGCUACAACCGACCUGCUAAAGUUAGCAGAGGUAUAAUUGGUGUUACUAGAAAGAAAGACGCUGUGGCUUUGUGGGGUAUCAUCAAACACAAGAAAGAUGAAUACGUUCACCUUUUUAAGAUGCAAGAUGGUGUAGAUGGAGAACUGUUUGUUCAUCACAAUUUUAACCAGAGUAGUGCGAAGAAGAUAAAAGAGUUGGUGCAAGACUUUGAAGAAUGUCCUUACAGGAGAGAUUGUGUCCAAAGUAGACUUAAGCAAGCUGUUGUGCUGUACUCUAAGAUAACCUAGUGGUGCUUUUAUUGAAUUUGUUGAAAAUCGUAUACAAGACUUUUUGUUUCCAUACACUCCACAAUAAGCAAGAUUAAAUAUUCCUCACCUCCAGUUUCAAAACAUUUGGCUUCAAAGGCAGACAUCAAAGACAAGACUAUCAAAGCUCUGAUAUUUAUUGAAUAUGGUUGUCACUGUGGUUUCCCUGCAGAAGAGCUACUCGUCCAUGAAAUAACCAGCUCCGCUUUCUUCUUGGUUGACAAGGAUCGCUAUGUGAAAAAGAGCGUGAAAUCCCAGUUGGGGACAGAGUUGUUGAAGCUAUGUCCAGAAAUAGACGCAAAAGGCCUGACAACACCAAACAAAGCUUAUAUUACCGACUUCAUGGCAAUGGUUAGAAAAACCCCAUUUAAGGAACUGGAACCACCUGUGAAGAUAUUCAACGACCUUGCAGUUGCCUGA
Messenger RNA from Paramuricea clavata, 1711 nucleotides. NCBI's taxonomy places the organism in Eukaryota, Metazoa, Cnidaria, Anthozoa, Malacalcyonacea, Plexauridae. The record is from the annotation of a GenBank genome assembly.